This is a messenger RNA of Vanrija pseudolonga, 360 nucleotides long. RefSeq lists its product as uncharacterized. The record is from RefSeq and is a predicted model, not a curated record. NCBI's taxonomy places the organism in Eukaryota, Fungi, Basidiomycota, Tremellomycetes, Trichosporonales, Trichosporonaceae. The transcript has 2 exons. Bases 1 to 360 code for a protein of 119 amino acids.
AUGAGCACCCCCACCGCCAUUUCUACCACCCCCAACUCCGACGGCGGCCUGGCCUGGCUCACGAGCCGCGCGCACAACGACAUCAUCUACGAGGCCUUCAUGCACACCGUCGCGGCCCUCUCCCGCCUGCGCCCCAACGUGGUCCGCGAGCUCAUCAUGUCUGUCCCCCACGACCGGGAGCACAUCCGCGCGGCCAUCAUGAGCGUGUACCUCUCGCGCGGCCCGCGCACGCAGGAGGCCAUUGUACCGGCAUCCUGCUGGCGAGGCGAGGUCCUCUCGACACUCGCCCGCAUCCACGAAGAAGAACCAAACGAUGCAUUCCCAAGGAUACCAAUAGCGUCCAUUCUCGACACUUUUUAA